CCGACACAUCACCCAACAGGAGUUCAAAACCCGGUACCCAACAAGAGUGCUGGAGGACCUCACAGUAUUUAGGCGGUCCUCGGUCAACAAUCCCCGGCUGAAUUACUAUGUCGCUCCACCAGUCCGAGAUCACGGAGUCCCGUCCCAAACCCCUGGAAGGCCUCUUAGGGGGGAUUGGCAUUGCGCUGUCCGUUCAUUCUCUGCUGGUGCUUAAUGGAUCUGUCCUUGGGGUUUCUGCCUUUGUUCACCGCUCACAUCGAGGAGAUAAAGCAGCGAUGAUUUCCGUCGUGGGUCUGGUUCUAGGUGGUGUUGCAGUUGGUAUCAUUGGUGAUGCGGACACCCCGGUGCCCCACACUACGUCUUUGCUUCUCCGAAAGGUAUUUUCUGGAUUGCUGGUCGGUAUUGGGACCAAGCUAGCCAAUGGAUGCACCUCAGGCCACAUGAUUUGUGGCUUGUCCCGAUUUUCCCUUCGUUCCCUGGUGGCAACAACCACGUUCUUUGCAAGUGCCGUAGCUACAACCCACUUCGCUCACGGAAAUGACGUUCUUGGAACAUCUGGGUCUUUGGAUUGGACCCUCGGCGAGAACCAGGGACGACAGUUUCUAGGCGCAAUUCUUUCCCUUGGGACCCUUUGGUUUGCGUACACGUGCUCGGCUCUCAAGAAUGGCACUGGCAACAUUUCACAGCUCUCCGUUCUUCGGUAUCUGGCGAGCUUCUUGACAUCGUUGGCUUUCGCGUUCUCCCUCCGCCUUGGCAAUAUGGUCGAUCCACACAAAGUUCUGGCAUUCUUGACGUUACCGUUGUCCUCGGCAUUCAACCCGACCCUGGCGUUCGUUGCAGGAAGCGCUCUGCCUCUGGCUACCCUGCUCUAUCGGUAUGCCCGUGUAGAACAACCUAAGCUUGGUGGCAAAUGGAACAUCCCGACCUCCACCAAAAUCGACUGUAGGCUCAUACUUGGGUCAGUGGUAUUUGGGAUUGGCUGGGGGAUCGCUGGUGUCUGCCCUGGCCCUGCUCUAGUCAACUUUGGACGUUCUCUGUAUGCUGGUAUUGGUUUCGCGGAGUAUGCGGCUUGGCUUUUGUCCAUGGGUUUCGGUGGCUUGCUUGUUAAGUGAUGUAAUCAUCACAAGUCGCUGGAUGCUGAAAGCUACAAUCACUAGUAAGGAUUAUUAAGUUAGGAUUUUGUCUUACAUCACAGUUUUUUUCGUCAUAUUCCGUUACUUAUAAUGUGACUCUAGGCUAGCCUAAUGGGGUGCGUGUGUACUUCAUCGUAAUGGCGCCAGCGCCAGCCCCGACUUGCUUAUUCCUGGCCAUGUUUUGUGUCCGUCGAAUUAAACGCAAGCGAGUCUUUUUAUUUCA
This is a messenger RNA of Suillus subalutaceus, 1356 nucleotides long. RefSeq lists its product as uncharacterized. Gene Ontology annotation, cellular component: plasma membrane. NCBI's taxonomy places the organism in Eukaryota, Fungi, Basidiomycota, Agaricomycetes, Boletales, Suillaceae. The transcript has 6 exons. The record is from RefSeq and is a predicted model, not a curated record. Bases 108 to 1112 code for a protein of 334 amino acids.